Messenger RNA from Gigantopelta aegis, 5525 nucleotides. Its product is annotated as regulator of G-protein signaling 12-like. NCBI's taxonomy places the organism in Eukaryota, Metazoa, Mollusca, Gastropoda, Neomphalida, Peltospiridae. The transcript has 16 exons. Gene Ontology annotation, molecular function: GTPase activator activity; protein binding. The record is from RefSeq and is a predicted model, not a curated record. Gene Ontology annotation, biological process: signal transduction. Bases 260 to 5440 code for a protein of 1726 amino acids.
GUGCUGAAUGCAAAUUAUUGUUUACUUUUUGUCAAUUUUCGUCUGGCAUUUUAAAUGUCGUGCAUAUUGUAGAUAUACUGAAAAUUUCAUGUGAUGCUGAAGUAGUAUUUUGGUUUUGAAACAGUAGAUGGUGGUUAAAAGAGCAUCGGGUAAAUCGGAAACAAUUGUAAACCGACAGUCACAGUGCGACACGCUAUCAAUGUAUCAUGCUAUGAUCAUGAUCGUGUUAUCCACGGAUUAAACCCCAAAAGAGAACAACAUGAAUCACCAUCCUAAGCGGCGGAAGAAGCGCCCUGUACAUGGCAUUAAGACUGUCGAUGUAAUUCGGGGUCGUUCUGGAUACGGCUUUACUAUAUCUGGUCAACAUCCAUGUGUUCUCAGUUGCAUUGUUAGCGGCAGUCCUGCAGAGGUGGUUGGGCUGAAACCCGGAGAUUACAUAGUUGCUGUCAAUGGGGAAAAUGUCACGAAAGCCAGUCACGAUGAUGUUGUUCGGAUCGUUGGCCUGUCUACAGGAACAAUCGAACUUCAAGUGGCAGAAAAUUACAACAGUUCCGAUUCCUCGGAUGAUGAUUAUCCUCCAAGAACGAAAUCCCGUUAUCCGAAUCGCAUACGGCCAAGACAUGGGCAUGCUGGCAAAGAUAAGUACCAGUUCUCAGAAGUACCUAGACUCAGUGGACACUUACAUUCUUAUGGGGAACUAAGGGGAAGUAAUUCGAGGAAUAGAAACCACGCUCCGGUAGGUGCGGAACCGGACAUGUCUAAUUCUGCCAGCAGCCAGUCGCAGAGUUCUUCUUUCACAUCACAGGAACCUACCAACUCUUCUGCCAACACGGCAUCAUUUAACAGUUUUUCAGUUCAUAACCGGACGCGCCAGUCACAGAGGCAAGAAUCCAAAUCGAGUUUGAACAGCAAGAAUGGUCUGUCAUGUUCGUCAACAUCGGUCCAGUUUCAAGAACUACAAACGUCUCAUGAAAUGUCCAGCAUGAUGCGACAUUGCAGUGACGGACGUCUCCAGGAAGCUCUGUCUCAUAGUCGUGAUAGACACGAUCUGAUUGACCAUGUUUCGCGACAUGCCAGUUGCAGCAAUUUACAGGGUGCCUCAGCAAUGGCAGCCUUACCAUGUGCAAAUUGUAGUCAGGGUGACCAAGACGAUGAUGACAGUUUUGAAAUGAACGUAGUCGGAGAUAUCAGAGCUGUUGUGGGCUACGUUGGUUCCAUUGAAAUGCCCGGUAAUGCAAACCGGACUCACCAAAGACUACAGUCUCUGAGGAAUGCAGUGCGACGCUUACGCAAAGAGCAGAAGAUCCACACGCUGGUUUUGAUGGAGGUUGGUGAGGAUGGUGUGAAGUUGACCAACUCAACGGGAUGCUCCUUGGCUCAAUACCCCGUCGAAAGACUGGUUUUCAGCGGAAUCUGUCCCGACGACAAGAGAUUCUUUGGAAUCGUGACCCUCCAUAGCAGCUCUGACGAUGUCAGUGAACUUAGCCAGCAGCAAGCAGACCAUGCUGUGGCCAGCUCCUGCCACAUUUUCAUGGUCGAUCCUGAGCUACGAUCUCACAACAUGCAUGCUCAGAAGGCCCGCACUUUCAAUAUUCAGUGUACCGUUAAUCCGGAAACCCAGCGGUGUCGAGAGUUUCCCAGGUCGGCCACGGCCAUCAUACUUUCAGUUGCCAACCUGUACAAGAACCGACCACAGGCCAGUUAUGACAACGACAUUGUCCAGUCCCAGGCGUUUGCAGACCCAGCUCGCGCUGUUCAGCGCAGCAGUAGCAACAGCUCGAACAGUGACAGUGGGUUAGGCUUUGGAAAGGAAGACCGAGCAAAUGAACAGGUGUUUGUGGUUGAGAUGCCUGUAGAAAACCGACAGCAUUCGAACAGUGCUCAUUCUGAAUCACUACCUGCAUUUCCUGUACAGGCAGCUCAGGAACAUCCACAUAUAUCCCCCGAUGUUCCAACUUUACCCACACCCAGAAAGUCAGCUUUCAGCAGGCCGCAUUCAGCAUUUGAAAUGUGCCGUGCCAUCAAUAAUUCAACAAUUAGCGAGGAAUGCUGGCAAGGAAACAAACUGAACCUACGGGCGAUGGGCGACACUUCCAAGACAUCGAACAUAUGGCGUGCCAAGUCUUCCGACGAUCUCGACAAAGCGAACAGUGCUGAGAACCUCCGUCACAGCAUGCAUAAGCUUAUGCAGGCUCGUCAACGCCACAAGAGUGAACAGACGGUGAGUAGCGACAGUGAGUCUCAGACAUCGGGUCACAGUGACUUCACACCGACCAACAGACCGAGUUUUUCUUCACGAAGACCUGUAUCUGCACCAUUUGCUCAGCUGUCGCACCUACAUUCUGUCAGCGAUAAAGUGGAAAUGGUCGAUAUGGCGGUGGACAAACUCAGCCCACGAGUGUUCUUCCGUCCUCCUGAUCCAACUUUGCGAUCACCGUCAGCACCCACAAUCCCUUACUUUAAUCACCAUGACGAUGAUGAUUCUGAUGAGUCUGAUGAAGAAGAAGAGGAUCCGAUGGUUAGAGGAAUAAUUUCCAGGCUGAAUCGAGACAAGGCGUUUGGGAUGACUGGUGAAGAUCCACGUAGAUUUUCAGAGGGCUACAUUUUGGCAAAAAAGCGAGAGAAAGAAAAGGCGAGUUUAGAAGCUGUUCAAAAGUGGAGCAAGAGAGGCUCGUUCCAGAAUCAAAGAAACAUGAAACUCCAGCUGCCAAUCAGCCAGUCACAUGAAUCCCUAAUUGAGCCUGAUGUUCACUCAAAGUUGGUCAACGCAACAAGUGUGAACAAUAUUGCUAGUCAUGACCGAGAAGAAAAACGGGAAGUCGGAAGAGUUGCGGGAUGGGCCGUCAGUUUUGACAAACUUUUACAUGACUUUGGAGGUGUUGCAGUGUUUACUGAAUUUCUCAAGAAAGAGUUCAGUGAAGAAAAUAUUAUUUUCUGGCAGGCUUGUGCCGAUUACAAGAAGUUAACAAGUGAUGACCAGAAAAAAGUAAAGGCCAAGGAGAUUUACAACAGACACCUGUCCGUGAGGGCCCCAGACCCAGUAAAUGUGGACAGUUCGUCCCGUCACCAGGCCGAGAAGUUUCUCGACAACCCAACGUCCAUCAUGUUUGACAUGGCUCAGAUGCAUAUCCACCAGCUGAUGAAACAGGACAGCUACGUUCGCUUCCUGAAGUGUGACCUGUACAAGGUGUACCUGAUGCGCGAGAUGGAGGGCCAGCCCCUGUGUCUGCCCCUGAAGGAGGACCUCAACAUUGUGCUGGAGAAGGAGAAAAGCAAGAGCGGCAAAGGGAAGGAAAACGAGAAAAGAAGGCGGUCGCUUCUGCCUUGGCGGCAAGGCAAAAGCAAGCAAAGCGCGAAGGCGGCAUCCAACUCUGAGCUGAAAUUGCUCGGAAAAGAUGUGAAGAGAUUGGGCAAGGAAGUGAACAACAACUCUAAGAAGCCUCCAGGGCCUGGCAUCGACCUUAGUACAAUGAGGAAAGAAGUUUUUCAAACUAAGGAGGAAAUGCGAGAUGUCAACGAAGGCCAGUUUAAGUUCUGUAGAGUUGUGCUUCCUGACGGUUCCACGACAGUGGUGUGUGCGAAGCCAGGACAGUCGAUCCGAGCAGUUCUCGGCAAGCUGUGUGAGAAGAGAGGGCUGUCCAUCGCUGCUGUCGACGUCUUUAUGCUGGGAGCUGACAAGCCCUUAGACCUGGGUGAUGACGUGUCGACAUUGGGGUCGAAGGAAGUGCUGAUUGAACGAAGAGUGCUAUUCCGCAUGGACUUGCCAAACAAGAAGUCAAUUGGGGUCAAGGCUAAGCCAAACCGAUCAAUACGAGACGUUUUCAAACCAAUCCUCAACAAGUAUGGCUACAGAAUUGACAACAUUUAUAUACAGCUUACUGGACUGGACAGUUACCUUGAUGCUGAAAUUCCUGUAUCAGACAUUGACAAUCAAAGAGUUGUGAUCAUUCCCCGUGACGAGACAUCUGAGUGGGCUGGCCAGGAUGGAGCCAGUAGCCAUGUAACCAUGGCAAUGCCCUCACAACAUCCUCCACUUCCGCCCGCUAGGCACAAAUACGGGAGUGGUAAUGUUAAGGCGGCCACGUCUCUGGAUGAACUUACUAAUCGCAUAUUUGAUGACUUGAUGAAGGGCAAAUCGGAAAUUGCUCAUGGGUUUGAUGAGCUGGGAGUUGUUGAGCUAGACAGGCAGAAGAAAAACCACGAAGACAAUCGCUUAUCCGCCUUAUUCGGCCUUCGGAAAAAAGACUCGCUGGGCGUACGAGAAGCCAAGCAGAAGGCAAAGGUCAAAGCGACAGCUGUUCUCCCAAGGACUGAAGUUCAUUUUAGGAGACGAAAUUCAGAAGAUGAAAAGUUGUUUGAGUUGCUGUCACGAGCUCAGAGUCAGCGAUUGGAUGAUCAGAGAGGAGUGGGCAUGCCCAAUCCAGAGAUCCCCGAGUUUUUACGGAGAGCGCCUGAACCGGACGACGUGAAUACGCUGCUCCGGUGUCAGUCGACCGGAGACCUCUUCGAUGACGUUGAAUACAUGCAGGCCGAUGGUGCACAUUCUGCCAGAACCACAGAGGGCACAGAUCAGCACGACCAGAAUGUCACCCGUCGGAGCCUCUCUUCCGUCAACAUAGACGCAAAUUGUUCUGCCCAGUCUGAUGACUUCACGUUCUCCAAUCGAAGUUUCUCGUCGGAUGGAUUUUUUCCAUCAACGGAAAUGGCCGAUGCCUAUUUUCAGAUGCAACCAGUUAUUGUGGAAACGUGCAGUUCCGACGUAGAACGCUCUCAAGUGCGAUUCCGUAAAGACGUACAGCGCGGUGCUAAUGGUGGUGCUGAUGUGUUUGGUUUCCAUCAACAGAGUACAUUUCCAUCAGGGAUGGGCAAAGAUGCGGCGCCCGUUGCCUCUCCCGAGCGUUUUUCUCCCGGUCCCAACCCACAUCAUCAUCACCACCAUCAUCAUCAUCAUCGGUGGUCUGAGAGUCUGGACGACACACUAAUUAACUCACCAAGGUAUUCGGUACAUGAUGAGACGUUAGAGAACUCGCCGAGGUAUUCACCUCAUAAAAGACUUUCACCUCCACCUCUUCCCAUGCCGUGUAAAACAGCUGGUGCUUCACAACGCAAGCACGGUCGGGAUGCAGACUUCAGUCCUUCCACUCCGGCGGAACAGAACAAAAGCAGCAGACAGUGUGAGGACUCGAAGCAGAGACAGCACGUGGACAGUUCACAGCGUAAACAACUGAAUGUGAACAAAUACAUGCAGCCAGUGAACAGGUGCAAUGUGGAAAAUAUCGAGGCUAGCUGGACCAAAGAUAAAUUAAUGUCAAAAUGUGUCAAGUCUGGAAGCAGCAACGCAGGCAUGACGCCCAAAGUGUUGAAAGACAAACACGAAAAUGGUCCAAAACCGGUUGUGUUGGAACUCUCCACAAAAGACGAAUUAGUGACUUUUGUAUGACCAAUUUAUGUAAAUAUUAAUGUAUAUAUACUUAUAUUUAUAUACAAAAUGCAAUUUUUCAAAUACAGUUUACAAAACUUAAAAA